Messenger RNA from Spirodela intermedia, 612 nucleotides. NCBI's taxonomy places the organism in Eukaryota, Viridiplantae, Streptophyta, Magnoliopsida, Alismatales, Araceae. The record is from the annotation of a GenBank genome assembly.
AUGGGUCAGAUCCAGUACUCGGAGAAAUACUUCGAUGAUACUUACGAAUACAGGUGUGUAUCUCUAAUGGGUUGAUGUCGCUUAAUGAUCAACUUCUUCGACGUUUUCUCUCCGUUUUUUGGUUUGCGGCUUUUUCCAUCCUCAUGAUUUAUUUCCCUAAUUUCCUGAUGAUUUCCGCAGACAUGUCGUUCUGCCGCCUGAGGUCGCCAAACAGCUGCCCAAGAACAGGCUGCUUUCAGAGGUGGGCAUCAUAGCCUCUUUCAAAUAUCCUAGGGUUCUCCAUUCCACUAUCCUCCCUUCAUUUGAGAUUUUCCGGUUCGAAUUGUUUUAUGCUCUUGUGAUGGAUCUGUUACAGGAUCGCUCGGUCUUUAUUACUAUGUUUUGCGCGAAAGAAGAGGAUGGAGUGCUCCUGAUGGCCUCUCUGACAUACUUGAUUAUGGUUGUGGUAUUUGGGCACAGAACGAAUGGCGUGCAAUUGGUGUGCAACAGAGCAGAGGCUGGGUCCACUACGCUAUCCACCGGCCGGAGCCGCACAUCAUGCUGUUCCGGAGACCUCUCAACUACCAACAGAAUCAGGAGAACCAGGUCGCCCAACAGAUGCUGGCCAAGUGA